Messenger RNA from Serendipita indica DSM 11827, 1104 nucleotides. NCBI's taxonomy places the organism in Eukaryota, Fungi, Basidiomycota, Agaricomycetes, Sebacinales, Serendipitaceae. The record is from the annotation of a GenBank genome assembly.
AUGGAGAGCAAAGCAGACGCAAAACUUGCACCUUCUGGAACACUUCUCAAGUCUUUGUCUGCGACAAACCUGUCAAAGCGUCUCAAAAUUCCUCCGUUGAGCAGCACUUUUCCCGAAAUCGAAUUUGCACCGGUCAACGUUCCUCAUCAUCGGAGACUGCAGACGGCGGCAGUGGCUUUUGUAGUCUGCCUCAUUCCCAUUUCACUCGCGUUUUUCUUCUUGCUAUGCUCGUUCCCGCCGUUAUGGCCAUUUAUACUGAUAUACGUCCUGUGGGUCAUAUUCGACGAGGCUCCAGAGAAGGGCGGACGACGCAGUGCGUGGGUGAGGUCAUGGAGGAUAUGGGACUACUAUACGAGCUACUUUCCUGCUUCGAUAAAAAAGGAAGUCGACUUACCCCCGGACAGGCCCUAUUUGUUCGGUUAUCAUCCACAUGGCAUCAUUGGAAUGGGCGCAAUUGCGACAUUCGGAACGGAUGGGACUCGAUUCUCUCAGCACUUUCCAGGAAUCACACCGUACCUGAUGACGCUGACGACAAAUUUCAAAAUGCCGCUCUAUCGAGACUUGCUCAUGGCUCUUGGAAUCUGCUCCGUCAGCAAGAAGAGCUGCAACUACAUCCUCGAAAAGGGUAGCGGCAACGCAAUCUGCAUCGUUAUCGGAGGUGCUGCUGAGAGCUUGAGUGCACAUCCUGGAACUGCCGACCUCACUUUGCAGAAUCGCGUUGGCUUCAUCAAAGUUGCAAUGCAACAUGGUGCCGACCUCGUUCCUGUGUUCUCGUUCGGUGAAAACGAUAUUUAUGAGCAGAUGCCAAAUGAGAAGGGAACGACGCUGUACACUCUUCAAAAACACUUUCAAGCAAUCUUUGGGUUCACUUUACCUCUGUUUCACGGUCGUGGAAUCCUGAAUUACAACUUCGGAUUGAUGCCAUAUCGACGGACCAUUGUAUCAGUAUUCGGAAGGCCAAUUCCUACUCAAAAGGUGGAAAAGCCUUCGAUGGAAAUGGUGCUCGAGGUACACGCGCAGUAUAUCGCAGAGCUGAAGCGGAUAUGGGAAAAGUACAAGGACGAAUAUGCCCGACAGCGGACCAAGGAGCUUCGUAUCAUCUAA